AAAAUAAAAAUUAUGACAGCGUCUACUUGAUAAUCUUGUGAUAUCUUACUUGUCUAUCGGUGCGAAACUUCUUCCAUACCCUUUUACGAUAAACCGCCCUUCUUCUCCAGACAUCAUAUAAAAUUUGAUUUUGCCCUCUUUCUCCUAGUUCGUUAAAUUUCACGAAACCCUAACCCUAAUUUCAAUCAAAUUCUCUCCGACUAACAGAUUAUCGUCUUUUCUUUCUCAAAUUCUUGUCGAUUUCAAUCAAAAUCUCUCCGCUUAAUCGAUUAUCGUCUUUUCUUUCUCAAAUUCUUGUCGAUUUCAGAUGGCUACGAAACCGCUUACAACCGAGGCUAUUGCUCUAACAGAGAAAAAAAUGGAUAUGAGUUUAGAUGAUAUCAUUAAGAUGUCCAAAACAAAUGUUGGCAAACCCAAGAAGCAGAGGGUUUCGAAUAAAACUAGGAUACCUACUAAUGAAAAACAAGCUAGAGCUUUGAAGAUGCGACAAUAUAUGGAUUCAAGGUCUACUCUUAGGCAGGGGGUUCUUGCUCAGAAAAGGUCCAAUUUUCAGGGAAAUGGUUUCCCUUUGGCAUCUGAUGCUGCUCGUAAGGCAGUGGCUGCCCCCUUCCGCAAUGGAGGUUUUAAUCGUAACAAGGCCAUUAACUGGAACAGACCAAGAGCUGCUGGUCCGAUGAGACGGCAGGGUAAUGCAUCAAUGGGAAGCAAUGUUCAUAAGCAACGACAACAGCAGCAACGGCAACAACAGCAGCAACGGCAACAACCGCAGCAACGACAACAGCAGCAACCUUCUCAGAGAGGGGAGAUGAUGCCAACCCAGAAACCUAAAACAUUGGAUUCACUGUUCGCCAAUAUGAAAGAGCAGCGGUUGAGGACUUUUGCUCACACAAACAGUGGUGGUGUAGUACGUGGCGCUUUUAAUCAGCCAAGGCAACCAUGGCUAAGAGGUCGAUUUGGCAACUACAGGAAUUAAGGAUUUUAAAUAUUUUGCAAGGGUAAAAUUUGCUCGUUGGUAAUAUGAAAAAAUAGUCUCAAAGGAAUGGUUGGUAUAUGAUAUUGGAGCCUCAAAACUUGAGAGGUCUUUGAUGUUGCUUUUGGUUACUGUAGAGCAAAUGUCACUUUUAUGUUAAAACUUCUUCAAUAUCAGCUUCAAUUUCAAUUUGAAAUCUGCCUUGUACAGCUGUUACUUUUUUUUUUUUGCCAAAGGGGUUCAAUCAUGCAGAAAUGCCUUUUGUUUUUGAGAUGUAAUUCAUACUUCGUAUUUGGUUUAAUACAAGUUAGUUUUGAUCCUGUUUA
Molecule: messenger RNA, 1296 nt
Organism: Chenopodium quinoa (quinoa)
Lineage: Eukaryota; Viridiplantae; Streptophyta; Magnoliopsida; Caryophyllales; Amaranthaceae
Exons: 7
Coding region: 308-973 (221 amino acids)
Source: RefSeq, a predicted model, not a curated record